Molecule: messenger RNA, 1772 nt
Organism: Impatiens glandulifera
Lineage: Eukaryota; Viridiplantae; Streptophyta; Magnoliopsida; Ericales; Balsaminaceae
Product: cytochrome P450 78A3-like
Exons: 2
Coding region: 31-1617 (528 amino acids)
Molecular function (GO): monooxygenase activity; oxidoreductase activity, acting on paired donors, with incorporation or reduction of molecular oxygen; heme binding
Source: RefSeq, a predicted model, not a curated record
CAAUUAUAAUCUCUCUCUCUCUCUCUCAAAAUGACUCCAUCUAGUGAAAGUCUUUGGAUUUUUGCUCUAGCUUCCAAAUCCAGUUCUUUGACUUCCGACAAUGGUUUCUGUCUGAUCUUCAUAAUGGGUUUUCUCUGGAUAUCCAUGGCCGUAAUUUACUGGCUUUUUCCCGGCGGCCCUGCUUGGGGAAAACUAAAGUUCAAAUCUUUCACAAAUUCCGUAACAAUUCCAGGUCCUAGAGGAAUCCCUUUAAUUGGGUCCAUGAAUCUCUUAACCGGUCUCAGUCACCGGAAGAUCGCCGCCGUCGCCAAUAAGUUGAACGCCAAGAGACUGAUGGCGUUUAGUAUCGGAGAAACCAGAGCGGUUGCUAUUUGCGAUCCGAACGUGGCUAAAGAGAUGCUUAAUAGCCCUGUUUUUAUGGACCGACCGUUUAAGGAAUCUGCUUACGGUCUCUUGUUCGAUCGAGCUAUUGGGUUUGCUCCCUAUGGAGCUUAUUGGCGAACGCUCCGUAGGAUCGCGGCUACUCAUUUAUUCUCGCCGGUGCAAAUUAGAGCGUCGGAAGGUUGGAGAUCGAAGCUUGUUGAUGAGAUGGUGACGAAUUUGGGUUCGAGAAUGGGAGAUGUUUGUGUUCGUGAUGUUGUUCGUCGGGCUUCGCUUAAUAACAUGAUGUGCUCUGUUUUUGGAAGGAAUUUCGGUUUUAAUUUGGCUGAUCGUGAUGAAUUGGGAGAACUUGUCGAUGAAGGGUAUGAUCUUCUUGGGAUGGUCAAUUGGUCUGAUCAUCUUCCUUGGCUUAGACAAUUCGACUUGCAAGGAAUUCGGUUUAGGACUUCGAAAGUUGUGCCGAGAGUUAACCGAUUUGUUAGUCGAAUAAUCGAUGAACAUCGAGCUCAAUCCGGUUCGGGUGGUGAUAGGGAUUUCGUGGAUGUUUUACUUGGUCUUCCUGAUUCAGAUCAAUUAUCCGAGUCGGAUAUGAUUGCUUUUCUAUGGGAAAUGAUAUUUAGGGGAACAGAUGCAGUCGCGGUAUUGAUCGAGUGGGUGUUAGCAAGAAUGAUGAUCCAUAAGGACGUGCAAUCCAAGGUUUACGAUGAGCUGGACAAGCUGGUGGGUCCCAAACCAGUCAAUGAAUCCAACGUGGCAGAGCUAGUGUACCUCCAAGCUGUUAUCAAGGAAGUUUUAAGGUUACACCCACCGGGCCCGCUACUAUCAUGGUCACGCCUGUCAAUAACCGACACGAAUCUAGGUGGUUACUUUGUGCCAGCUGGAACAACCGCGAUGGUGAACGUGUGGGCGAUCAUGCGGGAUCCAGAGGUUUGGAAUGACCCGUUUGAGUUCAAGCCCGAGAGAUUUAUGGGGAAUUUAGAUGUUGGAGAAAUUUCGGUUAUGGGUUCGGAUAUGAGGCUUGCACCGUUUGGGUCGGGUCGACGUGGAUGCCCCGGUAAGGCACUAGGUUGGAGCACGGUUACACUUUGGGUGGCUCGUUUGGUUCAAGAAUUCGAGUGGAACUCGCCCGCGGAGUUGAAGGCGAUUGACUUGACGGAGGUUCUAAGGCUAUCUUGCGAAAUGGCGAGCCCACUUAGUGCAAAGUUGCGUCGACGAGGAAAAUGUGACCUGAUAUGAAAGUAAACCAAACACGAAUCUCCACCCACAAUACAAAUCAAUCAUUUACUAUAUAUAUAGAAUCCUAUUUGUGCCCUGUUUUUAUGUUGUUAUGCUUGAUAGCAAAGUUUCCAAGUUACUUUCUUUAUAAUUUGACUAAUGUACAUAUACUACUA